AUGUCGCAGCCGACAACACCAGUCUCUAUUCCUGGAAAACAAGAAACCGAGGAGAAGCGGAGCCCCCGAUCUGAGACGAACUCGCGUGAAGCGAGCCCGAGCAGCUCUCCAGGAUCUAAACGCAAAAGAGAGGAGGAUGAUCACGAUAAUAGUCCAAACGACGAGGACAUACACCAAAACAAGAAACGGAGAACGCCUCCCAUUGACUCUGCUGCACCAGCCUCUGAGACACCAAGAGUGGGCCAGAUUCAGGAGCGAGUAGAGAAAAUGCGUGUAAAUCGCAUGAGCGGUGGACCUGUAGACUCAGACGUACUACGGGAAUUGGCUCAAACGCCUGAUACUCCGGCAUCACAACCCGAAAAAGAUGCAAGCCAGCCGAAAGAGGUGGUGCCUGUGACAACUAGUCCAAAGGACAAGGUGGGGGAAUCGGGUAACACCAAUGAGGAAAGCCAAGGUAUCGAGGCAGAUACAGACGAACCGCCUGCGAUUGUCGAUACAGAAAUGUCCCAGCCAUUUCGUCGACGGCCGAAUGGACUCAAAAGGAUUGUCAAUCUGGAUCGCCCUAUCGAACUUGAUCAAGACUACAAUCGAAAGAGGAAAGCUAGCGAGAAACUGGCGGGGUCCCCUUUCUCCUCGCCCGCCGCAAAGCGAGCGAAAGAGGACGUCAGUACGAAACCUACCAUCGAAGAGGAAGAGAGGAGCGAUCUGAACAUCACCAAGCCACCGUCUACACCAGCAACAGCCGCAUCAUCUCCGGCAAAGCCUGUAUUGAAGGGAUUUUCUGCAUUUGCAUCUGCUGCAUCCCCGUUUGCAUCUGUCACAAGAACAGAAAACGCUCCUUUUGGUGGUGGGACGCGACCAAGCACGCUGUUUGGAGGCAGCAAUGCACCAAUUUUCAAAUCCCCAUUCCCAGUCGUUUCGCCCUUCUCCACUCCCAAGUCAUCCGGCACCACUAGCCCCUUCAAAUCGAAUACCGAGGAGACUGAUCCCGCGCAAGGUUUGGCAAAAUCAACGACACCGUUUCCACAAUCUGGGUCACCUUCAUUCGGUACGCCGUCGUCUGCAGGAGUAUCCGGGGCUCCCAAAGCUGUAUUUGGGCGGUCGUCGGGCUUUGGUAUGGCGACCUCGCCCUCGCCGACGCCGUCUGCUGUUGGACCUACCCGAAGGGCAAAGUCCCCCCGCCCUCAAGCGUUUGGUGCGUAUGGAGCUACAGCUGCGCGGUUUGCCGCUCCUUCAGGCAAGAUCCGCGCAAAGAAUCAGGUCAAUAGCGAAAACGGGGAUACAAAGGAGAGUGACGGUGGGACUUCAGGCGAGGAAAAGGGUGAUGAGGAUAAGGCCAAGCGUUUCAGUGAGAUAUUGGCUGCCACGGGUAGUGAUGCGGAAGUAAGUGAUGCAGAGAAGAUGGUCUUCACCGAGCAAGAAACCAUGACUGGUGAAGAGGACGAAAUGAACAUAUUCCAUGCUCGAGGAAAACUCUACGAAAUGGAGAGUGGAUCGUGGAAAGAACGCGGUCCUGGGCUGUUUAAACUCAAUGUCAAUAAGGAAACCGGCAAGUCUGCACGUAUCGUGAUGCGUCGCGAUGGAUCCCUCAACCUACUCCUCAAUGCGAUGCUAUUCAAGGGGAUGGUCUUUUCUGCUGGCCACGACCCACGCUAUAUUACAUUUACAAUUCUUGACGAGAAGCUCCAACCCAAGAGCCAUCUCCUCCGGUUCCCUUCUGCUAAACACGCACAAGAUUUGCUGGACCGGGUACAGGUACACAUUCCACAGACAUGA
Serendipita indica DSM 11827 is the source of this 1776-nucleotide messenger RNA. The record is from the annotation of a GenBank genome assembly. Lineage: Eukaryota; Fungi; Basidiomycota; Agaricomycetes; Sebacinales; Serendipitaceae.